AAACUAGAAAUCAAUGAUAUACAAAAGAUAAUUUUGGAAUAGACUUAUAAUUUUUAUAAAUUAAAAGAUUGAAUACAUAUUUAACAAUACAAAACAUUGUUCAUCUAGCAAAACCUUCUGUGUGAAAUUGAUCUCAAAUUGUUUUAAUAUUUUGCAAUGAAAUCAAACAAUGACUUAAUAUCAACAUUAUCUGCAGAAAGCAUUACUGCCAGCAACAAUUCAACAAAAAACAUCAACAAUAACAGCUUUCAGCAAAGUAAAAUAAACACGAAUUCGGGGUUUUCACAUGUUAUUCAUUCAUCGGUAUCAAUUCGAUCACAAGAUAACAGCUCUCAAAAUACACAAGCUUCAACUGCUAAUUUGGAUAUUGAUAAGGACUUAGAAAAAGUAGAGGAUAUAUUAGAAAAGGCUAAAUUUUAUACCUCGUUAUGUUUAGGAACAACUGCAAUUCUAUCGGUAUUUGCAUUUUUGUUUUUAAUUCCGUUUGUUGUUGACCCAUCAAUAUCGGCCAUUGUGGCUGAUUAUGAUCCAAUUCCCGUUACUUGCAUUACAACAGAUCAUAUUUAUGCAACUUCAUUAUCAAAUUGCUCUUGGGCAUCUUGUCGAGAGGGAUGUACCACCACACCAGUUCGUUGCCACCAAAUUCUAGUAAAUUAUUCUAGAAUUCCUUAUAACGAAUGGGACAAAAUGGUUACAAGGAAAGAAUUAGGUUCAGUUGAAUGGGAUGUUAUGGACACUAAACUAUUAAUAAAUACAGAAGGAUGUGGAUAUCCGCCUAAAGUAAACUGUACAAUUUUUGCUAAGGAAUAUGGGUCAUCACGCAUAGGUGAUAUAUUUCCUUGUUACUAUAGUCGUGCAUAUCCAGAACAAGUAGUCAUUAGGUAUUCAUGGGAUGAUAAUCUUAAACAUUUAAUUUUGUCUUUGGUAGUACCUAAUGUUCUUUUUGCUGUAUCCAUUGCUGUUUUGAGCUAUUGGUAUUGUCCAUGUUGUGAUAAAGCUUGUCAUAAAAAUCCUAGAGUAUAUGCAGAAAAGUAUCCAUCUAAAGAAAAAAUCAACUGGAAUGAAUUUGAAUGUAACGAGCAGAAAGCUUAAUAAACAUGUCGUAUAAUAACUCACAAACUUCAUGUGUAUCAACGUUAAUCACAACGGAGCUCAUAUUUCAAGAAGUUUAAAGAGGAUAUUUCAAAGGAACAGCAUUAAUAAAAAAAAUCAUUUAAUUAAAAAAAAAACGCAUUUUAUGAUGAAAACGAAUAAGGUAGAAAGUUCAAAUAUUCCGAGAACCAAUUUAAAAUGAUCUGUAAUAUAUUUAAAUUUUUUUCUUAUCUUUUUGAGAAAUGAAAUAUGUAUUGAAUACAAUUUCAUGAAACAUCAAUGUAUUAUUUAAGUAAGGCGAAUAAAUUUAAAAUAUCAAUUUUUUGUCGCCCCUCUCCGAUUCUGUCGAAAAAAUUCAGGGGGGAAAAAAUUAAAUAUAAAACUAAAACAUUUUUGACAUUUUUUGUAAUUGAAAAAAUUUUAAUUUGAAAAAUUACUGUUUGCGAUAAAAUCAUACAAAAAGCAAAAGAAAUUCACUUUUCCGAAGACACAAAAUAUUUUUUAAACCGGUGCAAAAUAUAUGAAUUUCUUGGCCGAGAUGUCGAAAAAUCAUUCAAAAUCAUUGAAUGGGCUGGCAAAAAUAUUGAAUGCCUGGCCCGACUUUUUUUUUUAAAUUUCUCGUGUUUGAACAAAAGGAUACUUUUUUGCCUAAAAAAUUUCAUUUUCCCAACUUUGAGGCUCUUUGUUUUUUUUUUGUUCAAGCUGGGAAAUUUCAUGUCUUUCAUUUCAAUUUCUUUGAAACGUUUACUGUUGUUUAGCAACUUAGCGCCUGUGAUUCUGAUAUUCGUUUUGAUGUUUUCAGGCGGGCGUUUCUGUGCGGUAGAAACAAAGUAGUAUAUCAAACAUAUACUACAAAAAUUCAAAAAAUAUUUAUUUUUCUAUUUCCCCCUUAUGAAAAUCCUCAUGGGACAAAAAUAUGAAAAUAUUAAAUUUAUUCGCCUAAGUAUGUAUUUAUUAUAAAAUUAUAUCAAGUUAUAUGUAAAUAGGUUUAACUCUGUACUAAGUAGGUAAACAUUUUAUUUUGUUAAAACUUGAAAAUUAAAAUAAAAUAAAAAAUAUAGCAUUUAAAAAUAACAAAGAUUGUUUUGAAAAUCAAUUUCAAAGAAAUUUUAAUCAUGAUUUUUCACCAGACGAUGGGUGAAAAAAAGUAAAAUAAAUAAACAUAUUCGCUUAUGAUUAUUCUUUUACAAAAAAAAAUGUUAUCAUAUUAAGUCAUAUUAGGUAGUAAAUAUUGAAUAUGAAUUCAAAAAAUAAGCUUGGGAUGAUUUAAGCAAAUCUGCAUAAUCAAAUGAUUUAAAAUGUAUAGAUCCUCCAAAAACUUUUCGUUUCGCGUUUCCUCCCCCAUGAUUUUUAUCAAAAAUCACCAUGGAGAAUAUAAAAAUUAUAUAUAUUUAUAUUUUGAAAUAUUAUUUUAUAUUAAAUGGCUGAUUUUGUAAGUUUUGAUAGCCUUUUUUUAAUAUCUUGUUUUUAAACAACUUUAACAUUUCAAACUAAUUUAAAGUUUAUUUUUGAAUAAAAAAUCAAGAAGUAAUUUUUACCCAUACAAAAAAUAUCUACGAAUUGAACAAUUUUAUAAUUUAUCCAUACGAAAUAGUACUAAAAACGAAUAUCUAUAUAAAAUUUAUAUCUCCCAUGAUUUUCA
Culicoides brevitarsis is the source of this 2734-nucleotide messenger RNA. RefSeq names its product protein tipE (gene Teh2). The transcript is spliced from 4 exons. NCBI's taxonomy places the organism in Eukaryota, Metazoa, Arthropoda, Insecta, Diptera, Ceratopogonidae. Bases 157 to 1092 code for a protein of 311 amino acids. Gene Ontology annotation, biological process: regulation of sodium ion transport. Gene Ontology annotation, molecular function: sodium channel regulator activity. The record is from RefSeq and is a predicted model, not a curated record. Gene Ontology annotation, cellular component: plasma membrane.